AUGGCCGAGGAGAUCAAGAUCAGUGUUCAAAUGGUGGAAGAGGAUGACUGCGACGGUGAUCUUCGAUUUUCCGAAAAGAAGUACCACCACCACUUGACGAAUGCCGAUUUCGACGAUGCCGAGACGGAGUGUGGACCGGAAGAGCUGAAAAACUACAGAGAUGCGGAGACUCUGGACAGCGAAGAUGGGGAUAUUGCAACACAUGAAUAUACGGAGUUGCCUGAAGUAGGAGGGUACCCAGAAAAAGGAUCAUGCGAUGCUCUGACUGAGGAUGUUUGUCCAGAUCUUAGCGACGAGACUGACUGGUUUUCAAUUAUGAAGGGAAAACAGCUGGGGGAGCUAUGUAUUAAAGACUUCGACAACAUCGUUUUUGAUAGUGUUGAUGAUGCAGAGAAGUUCUACUCAUACUAUGCUUUUAUGCUCGACUUCAGCAAGAAGAGGCUCAGAAUAGAGAGUGAGGAAAUUGACGGUGUUAAGACGAUUACGAGGAGGGCAUGGGCCUGUUCGAAAGAGGGGAAGUGUGUCCCUAAAAGAAAGGCAAAUGAGAAAGUUCUUGGUUCAUACGAUGUUAAUGCAUGUGGAGAAGAAGAAAACGAAGGAAGUGAUGAGGACAUGAAUGAAAAAACUCAGGGGCCCCGACUCGUUAAGUGUAAGAAGACGAAGAAGACUGUUGGAAGGGACAUCAAAUACAGCAGGACUGGAUGUGGUGCAUAUAUGGCGAUUAGGCUGUUGAGAGGGAAGGGAAAGUACCAGGUCAGUAGAUUUUCCACAAAGCACAAUCAUGGUCUGGCAGACAUAUUUGAGAGGCAUUUUCUACGAUCCAACCGCAAGGUGACAAUGCAAGACAUAUUGGAAGUUGAGGCGCUCGGUGAUGCCAAUGUUUGCAAAAGCGCAGCAUUCAGUUAUCUAGCUGAUCAGUCAGGGGGUGAGGCAUUUGUUGGUUUCAUGAAGAAGGACUUGUACAACAAGAUGGCUCAACAUAGAAGGAGCAAGACACAGUAUGGCGAUGCUGAAGCCGCCAUGAACUGGUUGCGAGUAAGAGGAAGCGAGGAGGAGAAAUUUUAUUGUAGAUACAUUCGAGAUUCAAAGAAGAGGUUAGCGGGACUGUUUUGGAGGGACACACAUUCACUACUUGAUUACGAAUUAUAUGGCGAUGUGGUUGUAAUUGAUGCCACUUAUAAGACGAAUGUGUAUGGCAUGCCCCUAGUGUUGUUUGUUGGUGCAAACAAUCACCGAGCCACAGUGGUGUUUGCAUGUGCUCUGGUGUGUAAUGAGAAGGAGCCCAUGUACAAUUGGGUGUUUGAGAAAUUCCUGGACUGCAUGAACAACAUGAAGCCAAAAUCAGUUGUUACAGACGGUUGCGACUCAAUGCGAUUAGCUAUUGAGAAGCACAUCCCCGAAGCGAAUCACAGGCUCUGUGCGUGGCACAUAGGGAGAAAUGUUGGGCAGAACAUUAAGGAUUCAGAAGUGCAAAAAGCCCUGGGGAAGUUGAUAUACACAUCAUAUAGUAGAGGCGAAUGGCAGAGGGAAUGGGAUUCUAUGACCAAAAAGCACAAGUUGGAGGACAAUUCAUGGCUGCAAACAUUGCACGGGAAGCGCAAUAAAUGGGCUGAGUCAUUUUGCAGGGGGCAGUGGUACGCCGGGAUUUGCACAACUCAACGCUGUGAGGGCAUGAACAGAACUGCCAAAUUGAAGCUCAAUAAAUUCACUACGUUGGUGAACUUCAUACCGAGGUAUCAAAGAUGCAUUAGCCGUCUCAGGGACAGGGUGUUGUAUGAUAACUUCAAGUCCAAAAACCACAUCAGAGAAUAUGCGACACAUUUUUUGGAUAUGGAGCACUUUGUUUUUAACACGUUCACGGAUGACAUUUACAUUGUGAUCCGGACCCAGAUGGAUUUUGAGAAAAAAUUUUAUGUGACCAGCCGUUUACCUGAUUGGGAUUUUGAGAAUUUGAUGGUGUAUGUCACUCAAUACGGCAAAGUAAGCAGGCGAUGGACCGUGCAAUACAUUGCGCCCAGUGUUUCGACAGGGGUAGAGGAGUCAUAUACGUGCUCAUGUCAGCUAUUUGAAUCUGACGGUAUACCCUGUCCCCACAUAUUUUGCGUCCUAAAAACAGAAGGGGUCACGGAAUACCCCAAAUCAUUGAUUUGUGAGAGGUGGAAGAAGUCUAGUGGGACGAGGCCAGUUGACAUGACAUCUUUUCACUGCAGCACCGGGUUUAACGCAGCAAGGUACUUAAUGCUUGCACACGCUGCAAAGAAAGCUUGUUUUAACUUUGCGAAUUCAGACGAGGGUUUUGAGAAGGGGAUGACAUUUUUAAAGAAGCUCCAAGAUGAAUCUCUGAAGUUCAGAUUUCCUAAGAGGCCCCGAUUGAUGGUCCAAGACAAUGAGAAUGUAGUGAGGGACCCCGUUGUCGCACGAACGAAAGGUACCCACUGGAACAGCGAAGAAGGCAAUAAGAACAAGGAGGAAUCCGGCCGUAAAUGUUCUAUCUGCCAGAAGACCGGUCACAAUAAAACCACAUGUCCCACAGUCAAAGUGAACGAGAAUGCUGCCAAAGACCCUGCAGAUAUACCUCUGUCCCAAAACACAUGUUGA
This is a messenger RNA of Argentina anserina (silverweed cinquefoil), 2598 nucleotides long. RefSeq names its product protein FAR1-RELATED SEQUENCE 5-like. NCBI's taxonomy places the organism in Eukaryota, Viridiplantae, Streptophyta, Magnoliopsida, Rosales, Rosaceae. Gene Ontology annotation, molecular function: nucleic acid binding; zinc ion binding. Gene Ontology annotation, biological process: regulation of DNA-templated transcription. The transcript has 2 exons. Bases 1 to 2598 code for a protein of 865 amino acids. The record is from RefSeq and is a predicted model, not a curated record.